AUGUCUACCGUCAAAGAAUCACCCUUGGCCUUUAUGGAGGAGCUCGGCAGCCCAUUUGUGCUGUAUUACUGCCCAAAAGAGUCAGCAUCAACCACCAAUUCUGACGAUCCCUCUCUUAUCAUUAUUCUAUCCUGGUCAAAUGCUCGCGAAAUUCACAUAGCAAAGUAUAUUUCCGAGUACCGCGCUAUCUAUCCAACAUCUGCUAUAUUGCUCUUCCGAUCUUCUCCCAUGCUCUUUCUGGAACUCAAACGCCGUCGUCCUCUCUUCAAAGCGGCUCUACCAAUUCUCACAUCUCUUUCCAGUAAAGAGGGUACCAGACCUCAGUUUCUACUCCAUGUCUUCUCCAAUGGUGGAGUGGGCUCUGCGGUGACUUUGUGGGAGCUGUGGGAGUCUGCACUCGGAGAAAAGCCAGUUCCUCGACAUGCAGUUGUGAUGGACUCGUGCCCGGGCUACUUUCACUGGAAACGCGAUCAUCAUGUAAUUUCCUUGGACUUUCCGUGGUUUAUGUCACCUUUUAUCUGGGUGAUUAUGGCCGUUGGUUGGGUGUACUGUAUGUUGAUCCUCAAAGGGGUACCGCAUAAGCCUAAUGCCAUAGCGCUCAAUACCUGGGAGAGAAUAAGUCGGGAGACUACAAGGACGUAUUUAUACGGCGAUGCGGAUCUGCCAGUUAGUUUUGAGGACAUUGAGUCUCAUGCACGAGAGGCAAAGGAGAACGGUGCGAAUGUACGAACAGAAUUGUUCCAGGGAGGCACGCAUGUUUCUCACGUCAGAGUUGAUGCCAAUAGAUACUGGAAGAUUGUUCGAGAGACCUGGAAAGGAAGGACUGGGUGA
Molecule: messenger RNA, 831 nt
Organism: Fusarium poae
Lineage: Eukaryota; Fungi; Ascomycota; Sordariomycetes; Hypocreales; Nectriaceae
Exons: 1
Coding region: 1-831 (276 amino acids)
Source: RefSeq, a predicted model, not a curated record